Messenger RNA from Chiloscyllium plagiosum (whitespotted bambooshark), 2522 nucleotides. RefSeq names its product derlin 2 (gene derl2). The record is from RefSeq and is a predicted model, not a curated record. Lineage: Eukaryota; Metazoa; Chordata; Chondrichthyes; Orectolobiformes; Hemiscylliidae.
GCCGCGCAUGCGCUGACCGGACCGCAGGUGGGGGGGCGGUGUCCGUUUCCGGAAGUGACGUCAGGACCGGAAGCUGCCCCCGCGGUCGGGCUGAAGAUGGCGUAUCAGAGCCUGCAGCAGGAGUACUUGCAGAUCCCCCUAGUAACGCGGGCCUACACCACCGCCUGUGUGCUCACUACCGCCGCUGUGCAAUUAGAAAUAAUCACACCAUUCCAGCUAUACUUCAAUCCCGAGCUUAUAUUUAAACACUACCAAGUUUGGAGAUUAAUUACAAAUUUCCUGUUUUUUGGUACAGUGGGAUUUAAUUUUUUGUUUAAUAUGAUAUUCCUAUAUCGAUAUUGCCGGAUGCUUGAAGAAGGGUCAUUCAGGGGUCGAACUGCAGACUUUGUCUUUAUGUUUCUCUUUGGUGGAUUUUUGAUGACUAUCUUUGGCUUGUUUGUCAAUCUAGUGUUCCUGGGUCAGGCCUUUACUAUAAUGCUCGUCUAUAUAUGGAGCAGGCGAAAUCCUUACGUCAGGAUGAACUUCUUUGGGCUCCUUAAUUUUCAGGCUCCAUUCCUGCCCUGGGUACUAAUGGGCUUCUCAUUGUUGCUUGGGAAUUCAAUCAUAGUGGAUUUGUUAGGAAAGUUGUUUUUGAUAUUCCGGAAGAAGACCCCAACUAUAAUCCAUUGCCUGAGGACCGGCCUGGGGGUUUCAACUGGGGUGAAGGACAACGACUUGGGGGCUAGAUGCAAAUCAGCUGUAAGCAGCAAACACUCUGCAGGAUCUCAAAGGAUGUAUUUGUUCUCUUUUGCCUCCCUAUGUUCCCUGUCACUCUGGUUCAGUUCAAUAAAUGCCACCUUGCAGACUGCCAACGAGCCACCCAUCAGCAAGCACUUUCUGUAUGAUGGAUACCUGUCAAAUCUCGAAGGCAAAUUAUAAUUGGCCAAUAGUGCCUGCAGCAUUGUUUGUUUUACUGGAAUCACUGACAUUUCGAUGAGAUUUAUUCCAUCAAACUGAAGAUCUGAGUGCUCACAUUACUUGUCUCUUAGAAGAUCAAAUCUCUGAAGUCACAUUCACCUCAAUUGAAUGUGUAGCCAUAAUUUUUAUAUAACUGAUUGUUUUUAUGAGAAAUUGCUGACUGCUGUAAGAAUUCUUUUACAAUGAAAACAGAACUCAACCCAUCAAACAUCACUGUGAUCAGAGAGAUCAAAUUUCUGAGCAAAAAGACAGCAGAUGGAGUCUUUGAUCUAUUCUCAGCGGGAUUAAUGCAAGAAUAUGUUACCUAAGCACAGUCAACCUCCACAGUCUUUCCAUUGAUCUAUUUUGUCAGUCACACAUGUGGACAGCUAAGCCCAGUAGAUGUCAGUUUAGCCUGUAGCUAACCACUAUUGGUUAAACAGACUAACCAGUUGGUAUUACACAUUCUUUCCCUGUUACAGGCUGGUGUCAGAUGUGUAACCUGUUCAAACACAGAAAACUUUAGACAAUUAGCUACCAAUAAUCUGAGAAUACCUUCGGAACUUUAUCAGUGUUGCAAUGCCUGGCAACUAGGUAACGUAAACCUGCAGCUAGAAAUGUGUUUGCUUGUGAUAUGUUAAUUCUGAGAUUCACAGUCCCACACAACACAACCCAAUAUAAGCUGCCCGAGUAAUGGAGUGGGUAUGUAAUCUUACUGUCAGAAAUUAUUUGAUAGCAGAAGGCAAACGUUUCUGAGUGUUUCAGAUGCAUGCAAUGGGAGGGUAAGAUAUUGUUUUCUGUAAACUAAUCCUCUAUUAAAUUCUUAAUUAAUUAAUUAGCAACACCCAAUUGUAAAGAGAUAUCUCAAACAAAUUGCCUACAAAUCCAAAUAUUAAGAAUGUCUGGUCUAUAUUACAACUGCCAACUUGGAUAAAUUCCAUUAAAUGAAGCAUGUAUAACACGAUUCUCGUGUUCACAAUGUCCCACAUGAAUCUUAGCUGGGCUGGUGUCCUUGCUGAGAGAAGUUGAUUGCAGGCUGGAAUUACUAGCUUUUGAUUACAACGUUAAAAAUCACACAACACCAGGUUGUCCAACAGGUUUAAUUGGAUUACAAUUAAACAGGUUUAAUUUUGAUUACAAAGCAGUGUUUAAUUUCAAGGUCCAAGAACCAGAGGAAAUGAUGUGAGCACAACGGGACUAACAGCAGAUCAACCAAAGAACUGUGAACCAAGAGCAACUCUGUAAUCGUGCAGGGAGAUUGACAAGCUAAAAACUGUUCUUCUCAUAUAAAAGAGAAAACAUCACAGAUGUUGGAAAUCUGAAAUGUGAAGAUGCCGGAAAUACUCAGCAGGUCAGGCAAAAUUUCUGAAGAGAGAAGGCUAACAUAAAAUGGUUUGGACACUGGGGAGAACUCCCCUGCUCCUCUUCAGAAUGGUGUGUGGAUAUUUUAUGUUGGUGUGAAAACCUGUACUGCAGUAAACCACAGCCUUGUACUGCAAAGUUUGAAACAUUUUAAUCAAUUCACACUUGUGCCAAAUCUGAAGUACUUUGGAUGAUUCUAAUCAUAAAAUUUGAUUUGCUAAUUG